AUGUCGCUCCCGCCGCCGUUUGCGCCAUCCGAGGCCAGCGACGCGUCGACGUCGUCCUCAUCUCGCCCGUUCGCUCCCCGCCUCGACUCGGACUCGGACGACCCUUCGUUCGACCUCGAGCACGUCCACACUUCGACACCCCGCAAGGUACGCCACCGCGCCCACCGCCGACCCGACCCGCAAGGCCCCGACGACGACGACCACCCGCUGCACGCGAGCGACACCGAAUCACUCGACCUCGACCUCGCCCAGGGCGACAUUGACCGCCACCUGCACGCCAGCGACCGACCGACACCCUCCACGACCCCGCCCUUGACGCGCCGCAGCCUCCUCCAGCUGUCCCAGCCUCGCGACGGCACCACGCCCUUCGCCAGCUCGUCCGCCCGCCUCGCCCUCUCGUUCCGCCGCGACCACCGCCACGCCGGCGACCUGUACGCGCCGAGCCCGAGCACGGGCAGCAGCACCCUCGUCGACCGCGAGGACGACGUGACGCGCAAGCCGGGCGCGUUCUCGUCCACGGUUCGAGACGGCGACGACGACGUGACGGUGCGGCGCGCACGGGUCGAGCUGUCGUUGGGGCGGCAGGGCGCGCUCGUCGAUGAGGGUUACGGCGGCGAGGACCAGGAGACGGAGCAGCCCGGGCGCGCGGCGAGCGACGAGGGCGAGUCGAGCUCGCCUCGACCUCGACGGAGCAGGGUGGGUGACCUCGCGUCCUACGUCGACGCGCGCAUGUCGUCUUCCACGCCUCGUCGCUCGCCCAAGCGCAGCCGUCACCCGCCGCCGACGACGCCCGCAGCGCCCGGCGCCUACCCCGGCUCGGCCCGCAAGCCCUCGUCGUUCCGCCCCGCCGCCUCGUUCCCCUUACCCUCCUCGUCGACCCCGCUCCGCCCCGACUCGGCCCUCUUCCCUCCACCGACACCCACCUCUACCGCGACGGGCACGCCCGCGAGCCAGAUCCACGACGCCUUUUCGCGCCUCAUCACCGGGCCCGACGGCGCCCUCGCCCACUCGGCAGAGCGCCGCGCCACCCUCGCCGCCGCCGCGAGCCCGCCACCGCCCACGCCGCACCCGGUGGGCCACUACGCGUUCGUGCCCUCGACGAGCCUGCCCGUCGAGCGCUCGUUGCGCAGGCGCGAGGCCGAGGAGGGCGGCGGGGUCGAGACGCCCUCGAGGCCGACCAAACUCGAGCGCGCCCUGCGGCACCUCGGUCAGGCGCAGCGCGAGGCGGUGGACACGGGACGAGGGCGUGACGAGGGUGAGGGCCAGCUCGGCGCGGGCUUCGACGUGCACGGGCGGGUUGUCGAGGGGCAGCAGGAGCACGAGAGGAGGGCCGAGCGGGACGAGCACGUCGACGGCGCGGAGGCGGGACGAAGCGCCAUCGACUUUGCCAUGGCGCGCUCGUUCCGGCGGGACGAGGAGCGCCGGGACGAGCAGUCGGCAGACGAGUCGCCCUCGGACGACGCAGACGUGCGCGCGUCCCUCGCUCGCCAGCGAGCGGCGCCGCUGCGCGCGAGCCAGAGCGUGCGCUUUGCGUCGCCCCCACCUCGGCGGCGCAGUCCGUCGACCUCGCCUGCGCAGUCGCCGCCGCCGCCGACGCACCGGCAGCGCGAGCGCUCGACCACCCCACCGCUCCCUCCUCCCUCGCCGACCCUCCCGCCUCUCCCACCACCUCUCGAGCCCGACUCGCCCGAGCCCCUGCGCCGCUCAAAGCGCCCCGACCUCAUGCGGCGCUCGCACUCGUCGGCGAGCCCACCCCCCGACAGCGGCGCUGCCCCCCUACUCAGCGCCGCUCCUCCCGCUCGACCUCGUUCCGCCCCCUUGUCGUCCUCGCGACGAGCGCCCGACUUCGAUCUCGACCUCGACCCGUCGCCGCCGCCCGCUCGGCAGCCGCCGCUCUCGCCGCCCCCAGAGCGCGAGCGCUGGACCCGCCCGGCGUCCUCGACGCCUCCUCGCGGCGGGCACGUCGACCCACAGUCGCCUCGGCGCACGCCUCCUCGCGCCAUCGCGCCGCCGCUCCUGUCGUUCGGCGGCGGCGGCGGCGAUGGGCUCGAGCCAGGCGGGAGGGAAGCGGGAGAGCCAGAGGGGGACCGCUCGGCCGAGGACACGGUGCAGGCGCUCGUGGGCCAGCUGGCGGCGGCGGUGCAGGCGCUGACGGCGAGUCGGGCGGCGGGCGUCGCUGCCGCUGCCGCUCUCGAGAAGGAGGAGGAGGGGCAGGAGGAGCAGGGGCCGAUGCGGCGGCUCGAGCGCGAGGAGGAGCUGCGCGGCGCGGUGGAGCGCAGGAGGAGGGAGAGCGAGGCGAGGUGGGCGGCGAGGGAGCACGAGAUGCGCGAGCUCGAGGCGCGAGGAGGACAGGAGGCGACUCGCCGCGCCGGCAUGCUCGAGCAGCUCGUCGAGACGUACGAGCUCGAGCACGACCUCGGGUCCAAGGUCGAGGAGCUCAAGCGCAGCAUCGAGGGCAUCGGCCAGCUCGUCGGCGACCAGGUCGCGCAAGCCGUCGGGUCGUCGCUCGCAGCCGACACGCGCCGCCGCUCGCAAUGGCUCGUGUUCGCCCUCGUCGCGCAGCUCCUCCUCUUCCUCUUCCUCCUGCGACUCGCCAAUUCGCACGCCCUCGCCCUGUUCCAGACGGUCUACCACGACCCGUUCGCCCCUCCCGCCCUCUUCCACCUCCCCUCCUCGACGGACUCGGCUUCCUUCUCGCCCCUCUCGUUCCUCGGCGCCGGCGCAUCCAGCCUCGACAGCGAGCCGUUCCUCUCGCCCGAGACGCGCUCGGCCUUUUCGCCGCACCCUCUUCCUCUCACGGCGGCGGCGGGCCCCGGGUGGUUCGGCCCGCUCGCCGCGCUCAGGCUCGUCGCGCAGCGGUGGGCGGGGGCGCCGCGAGGGGCGGGCGCCGGUGGACGGGCCGUCGUGCGCGUCGUCAGGGUCCCGUCUUAG
Messenger RNA from Rhodotorula graminis WP1, 2931 nucleotides. RefSeq lists its product as uncharacterized. Lineage: Eukaryota; Fungi; Basidiomycota; Microbotryomycetes; Sporidiobolales; Sporidiobolaceae. The transcript has 4 exons. The coding region runs from base 1 to 2931 and encodes 976 amino acids. The record is from RefSeq and is a predicted model, not a curated record.